UCCCCUCCACUCCUGACUACCUGUUCUAAAGACGCCCCAGAGGCCCAGCUAGGGCCAGACUUCGGCCCCAUGCGGCUCACCCGCUGCCAGGCUGCCCUGGCAGCCGCCAUCACCCUCAACCUCCUGGUUCUCUUCUAUGUCUCGUGGCUGCAGCACCAGCCCAGGAACUCCCGGGCUCGGGGCCCCCAUCGGGCCCCUGCCGCUGGCCCCCGCGUCACGGUCCUGGUGCGGGAGUUCGAGGCUUUUGACAACGCGGUGCCGGAGCUGGUGGACUCCUUCCUGCAACAGGACCCAGCCCAGCCGGUGGUGGUGGCGGCCGACACGCUCCCCUACCC
Carlito syrichta (Philippine tarsier) is the source of this 335-nucleotide messenger RNA. Its product is annotated as fukutin-related protein-like. The annotation marks the transcript as partial. The record is from RefSeq and is a predicted model, not a curated record. The transcript is spliced from 2 exons. NCBI's taxonomy places the organism in Eukaryota, Metazoa, Chordata, Mammalia, Primates, Tarsiidae.